This is a messenger RNA of Pogoniulus pusillus (Red-fronted tinkerbird), 2684 nucleotides long. It is a transcript of the gene HAGH, whose product is annotated as hydroxyacylglutathione hydrolase. The transcript has 9 exons. Gene Ontology annotation, molecular function: hydroxyacylglutathione hydrolase activity. Lineage: Eukaryota; Metazoa; Chordata; Aves; Piciformes; Lybiidae. The record is from RefSeq and is a predicted model, not a curated record. Gene Ontology annotation, cellular component: mitochondrion. Gene Ontology annotation, biological process: glutathione metabolic process. The coding region runs from base 37 to 969 and encodes 310 amino acids.
GCCGGGCCUUGGGCACCGGGCGGGGCGCGCCGCACCAUGCUCGGCGGGGGCUGGCGGAGCCUCGGCACCGCCCUGGUGGCCCUGGGAGCUGGGGCCUUGUUGCGAGCCGGUCCUGGGCAGCUCCGAGCUUUCUUCUUGCACACGGAGCACGAGCAGAGGAAGUCACACACGGUGACGCAAGCCGACAUGAAGGUGGAACUGCUGCCAGCCCUCACGGACAACUACAUGUACCUCCUCAUCGAUGAGGAGACCAAGGAGGCUGCCAUAGUUGACCCUGUGCAGCCCCAGAAGGUUUUGGAUGCAGCCAAAAAGCAUGGCGUGAAGCUGACCACUGUCCUGACCACUCAUCAUCACUGGGACCAUGCUGGAGGAAACGAGAAGCUUGUGAAGAUGGAGACAGGGCUGCGUGUGUAUGGAGGAGACAGCAGAGUCGGAGCACUGACACAGAAAGUGUCCCACCUUACUUCACUCAAGGUGGGAUCUCUUAAUGUGAAAUGCCUCAGUACGCCGUGUCACACCUCUGGACACAUCUGUUAUUAUGUGACUAAGCCAAAUAGCUCCGAGCCACCUGCAGUUUUUACAGGUGACACCCUGUUUGUGGCUGGCUGUGGGAAGUUCUUUGAGGGGACUCCAGAGGAAAUGUACAGAGCAUUGAUUGAGAUCCUGGGCAGCUUGGACCCCCAGACGAGGGUUUACUGUGGCCAUGAGUACACCAUCAACAAUCUCAAGUUUGCUCGACAUGUUGAACCCAAUAAUGCUGCUGUUCAGGAAAAGCUUGCUUGGGCCAAGGCCAAGUAUGACAGCGGGGAGCCAACCAUACCCUCCACCAUUGAAGAGGAGUUCACCUACAACCCCUUCAUGCGAGUGAGGGAGAAGACAGUUCAGGAGCACGCUGGGCAGACCGACCCCAUUCGAACCAUGGGGGCCAUCCGCAAGGAGAAGGACAACUUCCGAGUCCCCAAGGACUGAGCACUCUGCCUGGGUCACUUUGGUGUCACUUCAGGUGUCCAUUAGACUCUUCAGAUGUUUUAGCAGUUGAACCUUCUAUUGUGGGUGAGAUGUUCAGUCUUCUUUAGGUUUUGAUUUUGAUUAAGGAUAAACCCCAAAGCACUUUGCCCUUGUUGAGAUGUCAUCCAGCAUAUUUAUGUCCUGAUGAAGAGUAUUUAUCCUCCUGCUGCUGGCUCUCCAGCUGUCCCAUGCAGCUUGGCUCACAGGUGUUGGUACGUGGCUCAGGGCCUGGGAUGGGGAAGGGUCAAACCUUUGGGUCUAGGAAAAAGCUCCUCUUUUUGUGGGAGGCAGAUGUGAAGGGAGAUGGUGGUACUGAUUUGUCUUCAUGUUAAACAGAGACAGAAACAGCAACUGCAUCUGCAGCCGAAGGUUUGACUUCUCCAUGCUGCUGCCUGAGUCUAUUGCUUCUGGCUCCACUAAAACCAGUUCUCAGUGACAGACCCACUCUGCCACCACCAGCUCAAGGCUGGCUUUGUGCAAUAUGCAGGGUGGUCUGGCUCUGGGAACAGCACAUGGGAGCUGCUCAGCUUUCCUCUUCUCUCCAGCUUGUGGGCUGCAGUGGCUCCUCCAGGCACUAUGCUGGCUUGGAGACCACCCUGCUGCUUAUCCCCUCCUGCUCUUCGCUGAAGUCUGUCUGCAUGGACCUGCUCAUUGCUCCUCAGUGUCACCUAUGUGUUACUGGGAUCAGUGCCACCCAAAUGGAGAAGACAUUUCCCUACUGCUUCAAAACCCCAAGAAGAGCUUCUCUAGUGCCUCACUGCAUGAGAUUCUCCAGCAGAUGCCUCUCUGCCCAUAGCCAGCAUGACUGCUUUGUACCUUUCUGUGAGUAAAGUGGCAAAUGAGCAUUUCUUAGCUGAGUGCUGCUCCUCAGUGAUGGGACAGCUGAGGUGGAGAGCACUGGCAGGAGCCUCCAUCUCCUGGGCCUGAGUGACAGCAGACACUGGGGUUCAUCACCCACUCUGCAGCCUGCUCCAGAGAGAUCCCAGAGGUGACAUUAUAUAUAGUACAGUGUAUGUAAGGUUGGACUCAAUGAUAUUAAAGGUCUCUUCUAUCCAAAAUGAUUCUGUAGUGAGGGUGUCCAUAUAUUAACAGACAAAGCAGGGCUCAGAUCACUGGAUUGGAGAUUAAGAACAAUUUCUUUGCUGCAGGAGUGGUCAGGUGUUGAAACUGGCUGCCCAGAGAUGUGGCAAAAUCACCGUCCCUGGAAGUGUUGAAAUGUGUGCACAGGGCACUUUGGGCCAUGCUUUAAUGGCCAUGAUGGCAUUGGGUUAGUGCUUGAACUUAAUGAUCUCAGAGGUCUCUUCUCCCACUGGAACAGUUUAUGAUUCUCUGUUGGUGAGUGACACCACGAUGGAGCCUGUAACCACCUGAGUGUCACCGGUGUGGCUUUGAUCUGCUGUUCCAGCUACCGUGCUGGCUGGCAGGGUGUUGGGCAGGACCUGGGGUAGCACCAGCCCUUUAUUUGCUUUAACAAAAUACAUUUGCUGUAGUUUGGGAAGAAAAGUGGUACCUGAAACCUUUCUGCCUCCUCUGCUUCAGUGCUGUGCUGCUUCAGGGGCGCCUGCCUCUCUUUGACAGGGGAGCAAAUAGACAGCUGCAAAGCCAGUGGUGGUGGGGAAGAGGAGGGGGCUUUGUCUUACAAGAUUCUUUAUCUCCUUAAAGAUGUCUUUAUCUCA